This is a messenger RNA of Clonostachys byssicola, 1125 nucleotides long. The record is from the annotation of a GenBank genome assembly. Lineage: Eukaryota; Fungi; Ascomycota; Sordariomycetes; Hypocreales; Bionectriaceae.
CUGCCUUGUGCUUGGCUGUUCCCGGAAAAUUGGUUGAAGGAACUGGCAUCCGCCUUGGUUUGCGCCAACAACAAUGAGGACGAAGAUAUUAUGGCGCUGAUCAUCAAGCCCACCAAUCUCACACCAACGGACUUUCUAGCCUCGACGGUUUCCAUGUGUGUGCUCACGGCGCUCGCAAUUGUUGUACGAUUCUGGUCAAAUUAUAGCCACGCCGGCAAAGUCUUUGUUGACGAUUAUUUAUGCAUCAUGGCCCUCAUCUUCAUGGUCUGGAAUGCGGUAACAUUUUACCUGCUGCUUUCAGUACUAAAUUCUGACCCUGAAAAGGUUGAUCUUGUUUAUCUCACGACGCUUUGCGCUGUAGGGAUCUUCGCUGCCAACUGCGCGCUGUAUACCGCAAAACUACCCCUUAUUUCCCUAUUAAUUCGAACGUUUGGUAUCAAACGAUGGUUACAAAUAACCUGCAAGAUCCUGGUGGUGUUGGGCUUCAUAGGAUUUAUGGCGACGGCAAUUUAUCCUACGGUCCGGUGCAGCCCUCAGCUACAUACUGUCAACCCGAUGUUCUUGAUAACUUGCAUCACAUCAAUCGCAGAUGUCACUAUCCCUCGAGGCUCGAUAUCGAUUACAAUUGACGUACUAUUAUUCGUCCUACCGCUCCCGAUCAUCCAAACUCUAAAGCUGCCAUUCAGGAAGAAGUUGGGACUGGUGCUAGUCUUUAUUGCGGGAGUUCUACCCUAUGGCCCCAGGGCGAUCGUUGCUAGUGCCCUCGGGCUAUACUUCUCAAGCAUGAAGAAGGGGGAUACAGCAUCAAACAUCGCAAAUGCUCUUCUUGUAAGCGUUAUCGAGAGCAGUAUCGUAGUUCUCGUGAGCUGCGCGCCGGCGUUCCACCUCUUCUGGGGCAUGCAGACGGGCUCGACAUCACGCAUUGGCACAAGCAAUCAGGGCACAAACGCAACAAGUUCGCGGCUGGGCCUCUCGGUUCGCUCCUCGAAGCGCCAAGAAGAGUUUAUCAGCACACCAAGAUCGAUCCAGGCCACUUCACACCACUACAUCGAGCUUCGGGACAUGCCGGGCGCCAAUGGGAGAGGGUCUACGGUUCAGGUAACAGCAGGAAGGAUGGAGCGGUAA